AUGUCUACAACAGAGAUUCCAACCUGCCGGUGGGGCAUUAUCACAACGGGUCAAGCCUCGUCAUGGUUCGUGACAGAACUGGUAGUCGAGCAUAUCAGCAACAAGGCGCGGCACAUCAUACAAGCAAUCGGAUCAUCAUCUCUGAUCAAGGGCAAAGAGUUCGCGGCCAAGUGUCUGAAGGAUGCGCCUAACCAGCAACCCACCAUCUACGCCAGCUAUGCCGAAGUCUAUGCCGAUCCACACGUAGACUGCGUCUACAUUGGUAGCCCACACGGUCUCCAUAAGCAACAUUGCCUGGAGGCCAUAGCUGCAGGCAAGAACGUACUUUGCGAAAAGGCCUUUACUAUGAAUGCAAAAGAGGCUCUGGAAGUGUUCGAUGCUGCCCGACGAAAAGGCGUUUAUGUCGCUGAAGCAAUGUGGCUUCGACACCGGCCUAUUGUUGCGGAGCUAAAGAAGCUACUACAUGUUGAGAAAGUCAUCGGCGAGGUGUACAGGACCACGUCGGACUUUCAAAUGUGCCUUGAAGUCGCAGAGCUGCCACCGACGUCGCGGUUCAGAGAUCUGAGCCUUGGGGCAGGUUCAUUGCUUGACAUCGGUGUUUAUUCAUUGACAUGGGCCCUCUUGACCUUGGAGGGUGGGACCCCGCCACGCGACGAAAAGCCGAACGUCGUGGCCGCGCAGUCUUUCGUUGACGGUAUUGAAGUCAUGACUAGCUUGAUCCUGAGCUACCCUACUAGCGGUCGGCACGGAAUAGUCACAACGUCGAUGCAGCAAAGCCGACGGGCAUCUUCAGUUAUAGCCACCAUUGACGGGACUGACGGCUUUAUUGAAGUCGAGGGGACCGCACCAUCGCAUCCGUCCUCCUUCAUCGUGUACCCAAAGUGGACCACGGGAUGCGACUCAAAACCUAGAGGCACCAGGUAUAACUUCCCGGUUUCGCAACAGGGCUUCAUAUACGAAGCUGACAAUACGGCUCUUGAUCUUGCCUCUGGGAGAAAAGAAAGCUUGAUCAUGCCCUGGUCGGAAACGGUACGGGUUAUGGAAAUCAUGGACGAAGUAAGACGCCAGGGAGGCACCAAGUAUCCAGUGGAUUGA
Pestalotiopsis fici W106-1 is the source of this 1095-nucleotide messenger RNA. RefSeq lists its product as uncharacterized. Gene Ontology annotation, molecular function: nucleotide binding. The record is from RefSeq and is a predicted model, not a curated record. The transcript is spliced from 2 exons. Lineage: Eukaryota; Fungi; Ascomycota; Sordariomycetes; Amphisphaeriales; Sporocadaceae. Bases 1 to 1095 code for a protein of 364 amino acids.